AUGACCAACGCCGUGGCAAAUGGCUAUGCUUCUGUUACGACGGAUACUGGUAUCCCAGGGGCUGCUAGCCCAACUGAAUGGCUGUUGACAACUCCUGGGAAUAUCAACACGAACGCGCUGCAGAACUUUGGUCAAGUUUCACUGGAUGACGAGAAUGCUUACUCCCAAGGUGGCCGUCAAGGCCUCAAACUUACUCAACAGUAUCCUUCGGCGUACGAUAGGAUCAUCGCAGCUGCUCCAGCAAUCAACUGGGCCGAGUUCUACAUCAAUUCCAUCUGGCGGUAUUCUACAUGGAGCCUACUCAACAGUUACCCCACGACUGCGAGCCCAGUGCUAUUACUCAGCUUGUGGGAUGAGUUAGACGGGGUUAAGGAUGGCAUCAUCAGCGACGUCGACGCUUGUCGCAAAUUCAACCCUUUCCGACAUGUUGGCAAGUCUUUUAACUGCACCAGCACCAAGUCGGAGCUCAAGAUCAGCCACGCAGCUUCCGUCGCCAAUGCCUCGUGGACCGGUCCCCGUUUCUCAAACUGCAAGUCAAUGUACCCUGGCUACGAUAUCAGCAGCGAUCUCCCCACGCUUGCCCCGACAAAUUGUACCGGCGCGGUUUGCAAGAGUGGAGGCGAAGGCUCUGUCGAGUUUUCUUGGAAGACCUUUGUGAAGAAAGACAUGACAGCGACACUGAAGAACGCCACUGGUCGCGAAUUCGGUACUAUCUACCAUCACGUCAAGCGGAUCUUUGCUUCCAACCUCGAGACCAACGAGGUUGAUUUGCGAGGCUUUAGAGAUCCCGGAGGAAACAUGAUUACUUAUCAUGGCCUGGUAAUAUAUCUUGCAUUCAAGGUCCGAUUUCAAGCUAAGAUUUCCCAGGCCGACCCGAGCAUCUCCCCUGGUGGCACGCUUCGGUAUUACAACAAAGUAUCGGACUUUGUAGGCAACAUUACUUCUGUCUAUAAGUACUACCAGGUACCUGCUCUCGGACACUAG
Molecule: messenger RNA, 984 nt
Organism: Fusarium verticillioides 7600
Lineage: Eukaryota; Fungi; Ascomycota; Sordariomycetes; Hypocreales; Nectriaceae
Exons: 2
Coding region: 1-984 (327 amino acids)
Source: RefSeq, a predicted model, not a curated record